AUGGCUUCGAAACCAUGGAUAGUCGAGAUUUGCUCGAUAGACGUUUCCAGCCUUGAGCCCAAAGGCGCCACCACCAAACACAUGACCAAAACGUCGCCAGUGGUGAUCCCUCAACCCGCAAAACAACAGCCAAAGACUACCAGCACAUUCUCACACCUCUCCGAGACGUACGAGUCCACCUUUCCAGCAAUGCGUCUGUUCGCCGCCGACGCCAUCUCCCUGGCGCCGCCCAUCACCUCCUCCUCGGUCGUGCACGACAACGGCUGCGGCCCGGGCAUAGUGACGGCCGAGGUCCUGGCCCGCUGCCGCGGCGGCCACAACGUCGGCAAGCACCAGCACCACUUCCCGUUCCUCCCCACCGCCCACGAUGCUGCCGCUGCUCCCCCGCGGAUAGAGGCCACCGACAUAUCGCCCGCCAUGACGAGCGCGGCCGCCCGGCGCGGCCCGUCCGUCCGCGCCCAGGUCAUGGACAGCAGGCACCUGGCGGGGCUCGACGACGGCGUCUUCUCGCACUCCUUCUCGGGCUUCGUGGUCCUGGGCAUGUCCACGGCCGACGGCGCGCGCGUCGUCUCCGAGAUGCGCCGCACCCUCCGCCCCGGCGGCACCGGCGUCCUGACCGCGUGGGCCGAGCUGGGCUACGUCGAUCUGUUUGAGAGCGUGGCGCGGGCGGCGAAGCCCGAUGCCGAGGUGGACACGGCGCGCGCCGUCCUGAGCGAGCGCGCCCUGCGCGGGAUGCUGGAGCUGGGCGGCUUCUCGUCACGGUCGUCGCCGUUCAGCAUGAAGAGGAGCAGCACCGCCAUGUCCCGCCUGGCGCGGGCGAGGAGCAGGACCAAGCUCGCCGACGACGGCGGCGGUCCCAGCUCCGUGGUCGAGCUGAGGAGCAUCACGCGCUCCUUUUCCUGGUCGCUCUGGGCCACCCACGCGUACGACCACAUCCGCCGGAGCAUGUGCGAAGGCUAUACGGGAGCCGGGUGGAGCAGGCAGGACAAGGACCGGCUGGACGGCAUGCUGGCCGACCGGAUCAGGCGCCUUGCCGAGCACGGCGAGACUUAUCACAUGACGGCCUGGGUUGCCGUGCUCAGGAAAUGA
Molecule: messenger RNA, 1089 nt
Organism: Pyricularia pennisetigena
Lineage: Eukaryota; Fungi; Ascomycota; Sordariomycetes; Magnaporthales; Pyriculariaceae
Exons: 1
Coding region: 1-1089 (362 amino acids)
Molecular function (GO): S-adenosylmethionine-dependent methyltransferase activity
Source: RefSeq, a predicted model, not a curated record